Acomys russatus (golden spiny mouse) is the source of this 462-nucleotide messenger RNA. RefSeq names its product phospholipase A2, membrane associated-like. The transcript is spliced from 4 exons. The record is from RefSeq and is a predicted model, not a curated record. NCBI's taxonomy places the organism in Eukaryota, Metazoa, Chordata, Mammalia, Rodentia, Muridae. Gene Ontology annotation, biological process: lipid catabolic process; arachidonate secretion; negative regulation of T cell proliferation. The coding region runs from base 1 to 462 and encodes 153 amino acids. Gene Ontology annotation, molecular function: calcium ion binding; phospholipid binding.
AUGAAGGUCCUCUUGCUGCUGGCAGCUAUGAUUGUGACCUUCGGCCCAAUACAGAUCCAGGGAAUUCUUAAGGAAUUUAAUGAAAUGGUCACGCAUUUAACGGCAAGGUCUGCAACUGAGUUUUCCAACUAUGGAUGUCACUGUGGCCCUGUUGGCAAAGGAACUCCCAGGGAUGGAACAGAUCGGUGCUGCUUGCAACACCGCUGUUGCUAUGAAGAUAUACAACGUUAUGGAUGUAACACAAAAUAUCUGAGCUACAACUACACCAUCAACGGGCCCAAUAUCAACUGUUAUGUUCCAGUAUUUCGCACCGGCUGUCAAACACAGCUGUGUAAGUGUGAUAGAAUCGCCGCUGAAUGUUUUGCCCGCAACAUGAAAACCUACAAACCUGAAUACCUUAACUACAAGGAGGAGUUUUGCAAUGGAAUGACCCCCAAGUGCUGCGACAUCUGCUUUUUUUGA